Molecule: messenger RNA, 2387 nt
Organism: Ornithorhynchus anatinus (platypus)
Lineage: Eukaryota; Metazoa; Chordata; Mammalia; Monotremata; Ornithorhynchidae
Gene: NPAS4
Product: neuronal PAS domain protein 4
Exons: 8
Coding region: 1-2310 (769 amino acids)
Biological process (GO): regulation of transcription by RNA polymerase II
Molecular function (GO): DNA-binding transcription factor activity, RNA polymerase II-specific; protein dimerization activity; RNA polymerase II transcription regulatory region sequence-specific DNA binding
Source: RefSeq, a predicted model, not a curated record
AUGUACCGCUCCACCAAGGGCGCCUCCAAGGCGCGAAGGGACCAGAUCAACGCCGAGAUCCGAAGCCUCAAGGAGCUGCUCCCGCUGGCCGAAGCCGACAAGGUGCGCCUCUCCUACCUGCACAUCAUGUCUCUCGCCUGCAUCUACACCCGCAAGGCCGUCUUCUUCGCCGGAGGAGCCCCCCGGGCCGGGCCCCCGGGCCUGCUGUCGGCGCAGGAGCUGGAGGACAUGGUGGCCGCGCUGCCCGGCUUCCUGCUCGUCUUCACGGCCGAGGGGAAGCUGCUCUACCUCUCGGACGGCGUCGGCGACCACCUGGGCCACUCCAUGGUGGACCUGGUCGCCCAGGGAGACAGCAUCUACGACAUCAUCGACCCCGCCGACCACCUCGCCGUGCGCCAGCAGCUGGCCGCGCCCUCCGCCCCCGACACCGACCGGCUGUUCCGCUGCCGCUUCAACACCUCCAAGUCGCUGAGACGCCAGAGCGCCGGCAACAAACUCGUGCUGAUCCGCGGCCGCUUCCACUCGCCCCCGCCGGGGCCCUACUGGGCGGGCAACCCGGUCUUCACCGCCUUCUGCGCGCCCCUGGAGCCCCGAGCGCGGCCCGGCCCGGGCCCCGGCCCCGGCCCCGGCCCCGCCUCGCUCUUUCUGGCCGCCUUCCGGACCCGCCACGCCAAGGACCUGUCCCUGCUCGACGUCUCCGAGAGCGUCCUCUUCCACCUGGGCUUCGAGCGCGGCGAGCUGGUCCGCGGGUCGUGGUACGGACUGCUCCACCCGGAGGACCUGGCCCUCGCUUCGGCUCAGCACCUCCGCCUGCUGGCCGAAGGCGGGGACGUGCGGGCGGAGAUGGUGGCGCGGUGGCAGGUGAAAUCCGGGAGCUGGCUGUGGGUCUAUUCCCUGCUGCAUCCCGACGGCGCCGAGGGCCCCAUCGUGGCCCACAACUAUCCCAUCAGCGACUCGGAAGCCUGGGGCCUCCGCCAGCAGCUGAGCUCCGAGGACGCUCACUUGGCCUUCGUCCUGGAGUCGGCCGCGGCGCCCGCCUUCUCGGCCCCGCUGCCGUCGCCCGAGCGGCCCGCCGACCCCGACCCCGUCUUCGCCGCCUUCGGGGGUCCCGGGAGCUCCGACGUCCCCGGCCCCCCGCCCCCCGGGGAGCCCCUCCCGCAGCCGCCCAAAGAGCUGGGCUUCGACUACUUGGGGUUCGCCCCCCCGGGGGACCCGGGCAAGGACUUCGCUUGCACCCCGCCCUACACCCCGCACCGGCCGGGCUGCGCCUUCCUCUUCGGCCUCCAGGACCCCUUCCGGGGGACCCCCGCCGCGCCCCCGGACCGGCCGCCCCCCGGCCCGGCCCCUUUCCCGGCCCCGCCGACCCCCGGCGGCCCCUUCUCCGGACAGCCGGCCGGCCCCGUGGGCCAGUUGGUCGGCGACCCCGCCGCCGGAGCCUUCCGGGCCCGGCCGGCCCCCUCCUUCCAAGCCCCGCUGACCGGACCCUUCCCGGAGCCGCCGCCGCCGCCGUGUCCGCCCGGCCCCGGGGGGAUCUUCCCGGACCGGUUGAGCCCGAGCCCGGGCAAGGCCCGCCGCCCGGCCGACGGCUGCGGUUUUCUCUACGAGAAGUUGCCCCCGAGCCCGGACAGCCCCGGCAACGGAGACUGCACCCUCCUGGCCCUGGCCCGGCUGCGGGGGCCGCUGUCGGUGGACGUGCCCCUGCUGCCCGAGGGGCUGCUGACCCCGGAGGCCUCCCCGGUCAAGCAGAGCCUGUUCCGCUACUCGGACAAGGAGCGGAGAGAGAUCGACAGGCUCGUCCGCCAGAUCAGCCAGCUGGCCCGGGGCGCGGACGGCCCGCCGCCCGCCGCGGAGACCGGGGCGGCGCCCGGGGGGGCCGGGCCCGAGCCCCCGGCCCGCGGCCUCCCGCUCCCGGGGGCCGGCCCGUCGGGACCCCCGCUGGACCUCAAGGCCUGGAAAAGCCAGGAGCUGGCCUUCUUGGCUCCUCCCGAAGACCUGCUGCUGCUGCUGCUGGAGGAGGAAAAGUCCGUGGAGGAGGCCUUCGGGGACUUCCCCGCCCCGCCCCCGCCGCCGGGGGGCUGGGGGCCGGGGAGCCUGGAGGCCGCGGACCCGGGGGGGGUCCCCUCGCCCUGCACCGACCUGUCCCCGGAAGACCACAGCUUCCUGGAGGACCUGGCCGCCUACGAAACCGCCUUUGAGACAGGUGUCUCAGCGUUCCCCUACGAUGGGUUUAGUGAUGAGUUGUAUCAACUCCAGAGCCGCGUUCAAGACAGCUUCCAUGAAGAUGGAAGUGGAGGGGAACCAACGUUUUGAAUAAGUCUGUGACUUAACGUCGUCAAGUAUGGCAUAUUGUCAUCAUGGCGUGGAGCCGUUCUCCACCUCCCCGUGGA